Leucoraja erinaceus (little skate) is the source of this 2052-nucleotide messenger RNA. RefSeq names its product tetraspanin-10 (gene tspan10). Bases 423 to 1466 code for a protein of 347 amino acids. Gene Ontology annotation, cellular component: membrane. The transcript has 3 exons. The record is from RefSeq and is a predicted model, not a curated record. NCBI's taxonomy places the organism in Eukaryota, Metazoa, Chordata, Chondrichthyes, Rajiformes, Rajidae.
GUGAUCACUGAUCGUCGUGGACUCGGUGAGCAGAAGGGCAUGUUUCCACAUUGUAUCUAAAAAAGUGCUGUACAUUUUACUAUCUGCCUUCCUUCCACACUCUUCCUGUUGUUGAAUCAAAUUUACAAAAUGCUUCUGGAAAAGAAGUAUGUUUUUUUGAGAAGCAUCUCACUUAGGAAAUGAAUGCCUUGCUGAGUUGCUAGGACAAGUAGAAAAGUCGGGCAUAGGUUUCAGGACAAAAGAUUCUUCUAUAAUCCUUGUGAUGACUCUCAUGUGAUCCAGAAACACGUGGGCAAAGAUUGAACUUUCUCUUUCUCGUGUCUGCGGGAGGAAAAAUGGAACACUGAAUAUUCCCGUUGUGAAUACUUUGUGCUAACAUUCAUUUAAUUCAUAAUUUGAGGUCAUCUUGGAAGAAGCAGACAAUGAAAAUGUCGCAAUAUUUCUCCUUCAUCAAGAAAAGGAGAGAAGCAGAUGAACUCAGUCCUUUGAUAUUCAAGGAGGGUCGGCGAGACAAUGGCAGGAUGGAGCCCGCGAGUGGUGGUCGCUGUCCUCCGGCGGACGGUGCUGAAACGGGGAGCGGGUUGGGGACCGAGCGCCAGGAAGAAUUGGCCCGCCUCUACCAUCGACACCAUGCGGUCACCAAAGUCAACGUCUACAUCAAGUACACAAUGAUAGUGUUCAACUUCAUGUUCACCGUCCUGGGCUCUCUGAUACUGGGGGUCGGGAUCUGGGGACUCAUUGACAAGGAAUCUCUAGACGUGGACAACAUCAACAAUCUCAGCACGGACCCCAUGCUGGCCUUUGUCGUCGUGGGCCUUCUGGUCAGCAGCAUGUCCUUCUCGGGGUGUGUGGGGGCGCUGAGAGAGAACCAAUGCUUGCUGAAAUUCUUCACUGUCGGGAUCCUGAUAUUGUUGACAGUGCAGGUAGUCGGUGGGAUCACGGUUUAUUUCCUGAGAGACCGUUUAGAACAAUACGUGGAGAAUGGAAUGAUCCUGGGUGUCAAGAGAUAUCAGGAUGACCUAGACCUUCGUUUUAUUAUAAACGAAAUCCAAAGAGGACUAGAGUGUUGCGGAGUGGAGUCCUACCACGAUUGGGAGCUCAACCUGUAUUUUAACUGCAGCUCCCCGGGCAUCCAUGCUUGUGGAGCUCCCGCCUCAUGUUGCAUCAAUCCACAGGAGAAUGGCACGGUGAUGAACUCCCAGUGUGGCUUUGGCACGUUGCAUAUGGAGGAAGUGACAGCCCAGAAUUACAUCUAUCUCCGCGGGUGUAUGCCUCAUCUCACCAGCUGGCUUACUAAACACGCAGGUUCAAUUACUGCUUUAGGUGUCAUUCUCAUGAUUGUUCAAGUACUUGGGCUCAUUUUUGCAAAAAAGAUACUGAGUGACAUUGAACUAAUCAAAGCACAUUGGAAGCGGAGAGAUAGAAAUGCUAUCAGACUGCCAACAACAGAGGGAGAAACCAGAUGAGAACAUGGCCUACCUCUUCUAUCUUUGUUAGCAUGCACCGUGGAUGGCACUCACAUAUAUACUUGGGAUAUUAUUGCCCUUGGCUGCGCCUGUCUCUGAAAUCCAUUCUAUGUUUGCUACGUUUUUGUCUAAUGAAUGAUUGUUGUAAGUGGAAUACUAGUGUGUUAUGGAGAAUUAUGCACAUUGAAAAUUAAGAGAAAUUACACAUAUUGAACAUCUUCCCAAUUAUUAUGCUUUUUCUUUGUGUAUAAACAAUAGUUUUACUCACGUUUUUUAAUAAAAAGACCACGUUUUGUUACAAAUUUGAUUUAUACAGCUUAUUGUUUAGUUUAGACAGACAAAAAGCUGGAGUAACUCAGCAGGACUGGCAGCAUUUCUGGAGAGAAGGAAUGGGUGACGUUUUGGGUCAAGACCCUUCUUCAGACAGGUUUGGGAUAAGAGAAACGAGAGAUAUUGACAAUGAUGUGGAGAGAUAAAGCCAGUUUAGUUCAGUUUAGAGAUUCAGGGAGGAAACAGGAUCUUCGGCCAACCGAGUCCGCACCCACCAGCGAUCCCCGUACACUAGCACUAACCUACACACUAGGGA